Camarhynchus parvulus is the source of this 852-nucleotide messenger RNA. RefSeq names its product zinc finger HIT-type containing 2 (gene ZNHIT2). The record is from RefSeq and is a predicted model, not a curated record. The transcript has a single exon. The annotation marks the transcript as partial. Lineage: Eukaryota; Metazoa; Chordata; Aves; Passeriformes; Thraupidae.
AUGGCGGCGGAGGGGGCGGGAGCUCUGUGUGGGCUCUGCAGCGCCUCCGCGGCGCCCUACACGUGCCCGCGCUGUCACCGCCGUCUCUGCUCCCUGCGCUGCUACCGCGCCCACGGUCCCUGCGCCGAGGCCUUUUACCGCGACCAGGUUCUUGAGGCGCUGCGCGCCGAGCGCGAUUCUCCCCACCGGGGCCCCGCGCCGCCCGGGCUGCGCGAACUACGCGAGCCCGGGGAUCCAGCGCGGCCUGCCGGCCGCGGGCUGUGGGAGCAGCUCAGCGAGGCGGAGCGGGACGGGUUCCGGCAGCUGCUGAGUUCCGGGCAGGCCGCGGCGCUGCUGCCGCAGUGGCGGCCGUGGUGGUGGCGCGGGCGGGGGCCAGUGGAGGAGCUCGGCGGCGGCUCGGGGGUCGAGCAGAAGGAGGAGGAUGAGGAGGGCAGCGAAGGCCGGCCCGGCCCCGCGCCGCCCGUCCCGGCCUCGGUGCCGCCGCUGAGCGCCCUCCGCGCCGCGGCCCCGUCGCCCUUGGUGCGGUUCCAGCUGCCGAACGCGCUGUUCGGCUACGCCUUCGCGCUGAGUCUGCACGGCGGCGACGAGACGCUGCUGCCCGAGCUCCCCGCGGCCGCCAUCGUCGCCUCGGCCGCGCUCCGCGCCCGCCGCCCCUUCGGCAGCACGGCCGAGGCGCUGCUGAGCGCCCGGCGCGACGCCCGCGCCGCGGGGCUGCCCCUGAGCCCGCUCGGCGACAGCGGCGCGCUCCUGGCCGUGGCGCAGCUGCUGGAGGGUCGCGAUAGUCAAGACCCCGGCGCCGACGUGGCGGCGGCUUUGUGGCACCUGUGGCGGCUGCUGAAGGCGGGGGCGCGG